UUUACGUUUACGGAUUCAGUUUAUGCAUGAAUUUGAGUUACCGCGUUUACGGAUGGAUGAUCUUAAUAGCAGAACUACUGUCAGUGAAACUGCUACCACAGAAGCAAUAGCGUGUGAAGAGCCCUCUUUGUCAGAUGAGGACCAGCAAGAGAAAGCUGCACCAAAGCAGAGUCCCAGCCCCGACUCGUGUAUGGAGACCUGCUGCUGUCUCGGAGUCCCGCCAGGCUGGGUUAAAAUGGUGAAACAGAGGCGAUCUGGAAAAACGGCAGGGAAAGUAGACGUAUAUAUCAUCAGUCCACAGGGAGGGAAAUUCAGAUCAAGAGCUUCACUCCAUGUCUACCUUCAGAAUAACAAAGAACUCUGUCUCAAGGGUGCAGAUUUUGAUUUCUCUGUACCUGGGAAGGACAAACAGUUAACAAAACCUCAGAGGACAAAAAAGAAGAAAGCUCUCCAACUUUCAGAAACCGUCUUGGACAGCACAACUGACACUAAGAUUACAGCCGAAGAGGAACACUUGUCACCCAGCAGUGUGUCAGAAGAGCUGUCUGGACAUGAUGCUGCCACUGACGGGGUCUUUUCUGCGCCUUGUGCUGAGAAAUCCAAGUCUUCAGAAUCUGAAAGCACAAGUUGCAGAGCCAGGGCUAAACGUCGGCACUCUCUGACAAAGCUCACUCCCGCAGGACCACAGAGAGGACAGAAACAGAGGAAGGAUCCCAGCAGUAGGGUUAGAAAAGCCGGUGCUAAAAGAGCAGUGGGCAAACGGGGAAAUAAACUGACUCCGGGCAGUGAAAUGGAAGAAGGGCAAAGUCAACGCCACACUGGAGACCAAAAAGAGACUCAAGGGGGGCUUUUAAAAGACAAGCUUCUCAGACUGGCACAGGAAAGUGAGGUAAAUGACGUAAACGCACUGACUGUGAGCGGUGAAAGAGGAGAAAAUCAAAUUGCAAACCACACUGGAGAUCAAAAAGAGACUGAAAAGGGACUUUUAAAGGAUAAGCUUCUCAGACUGACCCAGAUAAGUGAAGCGGAUAAAGGAGCAGAGCUCGCACUUUCCCCAGAAGGUGAAAAUGAGUCGGGAGAAGUGGUGUGUGACCAGCCUGAGGCCUCUGCCCCAGGGAAAAGUGCCUUACAGCCUGUGUCUAAGAACGCUGCAGAGACACAGCAAGCUGUUGUCGGACCUGAAACUGAGUCUGCGCUAGAAGAUGGUGAUUCACUUCCUCCGGGGGACUCGGGGACAUUUACAUCAGUGAAACAGCAGCAAAGCAGUUGUGGCAUAAAAAUGCUGUCAGAGAAAAGAAAAACAAGCCAGUACUUCACUGGAAAAUUAGCCAGAGAAGCUCCAAGUCCACCCAGACGCAAGGCCUUUAAGAAAUGGACUCCGCCUCGCUCUCCUUUUGCCUUGGUACAGGAGACUCUUUUCCAUGAUCCCUGGAAGCUUCUGAUAGCCACCAUUUUCCUCAAUAGAACCAGCGGUAAGAUGGCAAUCCCUGUGCUGUGGGAGUUCUUUGGGCGUUACCCGUCUCCUGAGGUGGCCCGUGUCAGCGACUGGAAAGAAAUGGCUGAACUGCUGAAACCUCUGGGCCUCAAUGAACUCAGAGCCAAAACAAUUGUGAGGUUUUCAGAUGAAUACUUAACAAAACACUGGAAGUACCCCAUCGAGCUCCAUGGUAUAGGAAAGUAUGGCAACGACUCCUACAGGAUAUUCUGUGUCAAUGAAUGGAAACAGGUUGAUCCCCAAGAUCACAAGCUGAACUUGUAUCAUGCAUGGCUCCGGGAAAACCACGAGCACCUGGGUAUCUGAUUCCGAGACGAAGCUUGGAAUCUCGGAAAAGUGGUUCAGGGAGAAUAAUGUUGAAUUAUUGCUGUUGCAUUUUACCACUCUGUCAUUCAAAAAAUGUACUGGACUGCAACCAUGUGAUAAAACACAGGUCUUCACGUUUUUAGUUAUGUCA
Messenger RNA from Lepisosteus oculatus (spotted gar), 1952 nucleotides. It is a transcript of the gene mbd4, whose product is annotated as methyl-CpG binding domain protein 4. The record is from RefSeq and is a predicted model, not a curated record. Gene Ontology annotation, molecular function: pyrimidine-specific mismatch base pair DNA N-glycosylase activity; DNA binding. Gene Ontology annotation, biological process: DNA repair. Gene Ontology annotation, cellular component: nucleus. Lineage: Eukaryota; Metazoa; Chordata; Actinopteri; Semionotiformes; Lepisosteidae.